GAAUCUGAGCUGGCAGACAUCAGAGAAGAACAGCCGGUCACUUACUUAUAUUGUAUGAUAUGUUGUGGUUUAGUCGUAGGUAAACGACAGAUGAACACACAAGAGAGGACAAAGGGGACUGAGAAAACAUGCUGCAGAUAAAGACAUUAUGACAGAGACAUUAAGGAAGAAAUAUGGACCCUUGCACUGAUAUGUUAUUAAACGCAGUGAACUUUGGGGGACCCACAGAACAUUUGGAAGCAGCAGCAACAGCAUCAGCAGCAGCAUCCUCUUAAAUUGGGGUUAGGAGUGAGGUGUAAACUCCACAUCUGAGAGUAUCUGUAUUCAGUGUGUGCACGAUGGCAUCUAAACCUCACCCUCCUCUGAUGAAGAAGCACAGUCAGACGGACCUGAUAAGCCGCCUGAAGAGCCGGAAGAUCCUUGGAGUCGGUGGCGAGGACGAUGAUGGCGAAGUGCACCGCUCAAAGAUCAGUCAGGUGCUGGGAAAUGAGAUGAAGUUUGCAGUGCGAGAGCCUAUCGGGCUGAGGGUGUGGAUACUCAUCUCUGCAGUGGGUUUCACAGUUAUGGCCCUGAUGGCCCUGGUCUUUCCCAACCAGCUAUAUGAGCUUGUUUUUGAGGAGGAACUCUCCACGAUUAACAUCUCAGUUCGCCUUUAUGGAGGAGCCCUGCUGAGCCUGGCCCUCAUCAUGUGGAAUGGUCUGUACACAGCAGAGAAGAUUGUCAUCCAGUGGACUUUGCUCAGUGAAGCCUGCUAUUUUGCUGUGCAGUUUCUAGUGACAUCCAUCACCUUAGUGGAGAUUGGCAUCCUACCCAAUGCUGCCAUACUCCUGCUGCUCAGUCGAGUGCUCUUCCUGGUGGUCACCAUGGCUUACUACUACCACCUGGGCCGUAAGCCAAAGAAGAUCUGAGCUGACUGUGUGGUACUACUAGGGAGGGGACAGCUGAGCACAGAUCACAAACGUGGGGUCAGAAGGUUUGGAAUAUUGUUUGACUGGGGCUUGGAGCAUUACCACUGGAUGCCCCCUGCCCCCGUCUAUGGGACCUAGCCUAUUGUAACCCCCCAGUAUUCAACAGAUAAGCACAGUGUCACGUUCCAGACUCUACAACAAGAAUGAGAAGCCUCAUGGUGAAAGUAAAUUUCUUUCUUUCACUGUGCUGUGAGGUCAAGCCCCUCUUGACACACAUUCCUGCUAUGUUCAGUUCCAAGUGCUGUUAUUAUAAAGAAGGACCUAGAAGUUUGUAGUGCAUUGUGCUCUUGUGUCACCUGGUUAUAUGAUUUAAUAUGUACAGAGCCGAAUAAUUUCAAAUGUCUGACCGUGGUGUGGUCAUGUACAGCUACGUGAUUACCAGAUUGAGUAUUUAGUGUUAUCCGAUAAAAUGUUGCUUCUUGAUACGACUUGAUAAUCACUCAAGGACCUUGAGUUUGUAUUAUGUGUUUCCUGUUUGAUGCUGUUGAUGUCAACUCACAUUGUGUGUGUAUACUGAAAAGAAGCCUGACUAUCUGCUCUUGCAUCCUUCUCUGACAGCUCUCCAGCGAACGCAUUGAUUGGUAGAGGCAUCAACUGUGCUUAGUGUAAGAUUCAGGUGCAGUCAGACAAGCUAAUCUCAGCACUCUGAGGAAACUCCUGAAGGUCAGUUUUUACUCUCAGUCAUGGCCAUCGAUCGUAUUCAGAAAAGGAAUAUCCCCAAAAGAAAUGCUCAACAUUAAAAACAUUUUUGAAGAGCAAAGUGAUAUAUAUCUAUUUUUUUUUUCCUUGAGGUUCUACCCAAGUGAAAAGGUAUUGUUUUAUGCAGAAUAGCUACACUGCUGACAUUUAGACAUGUUAUGUUGAUAAAUGCACAUGUGAACUGACUCAUAGAAGAGAAGCAGUGUAGUAUGCCUCAGACGCAGGACCGAAGCCUGAGCAUAUUUACAGAAAGUAACCAUUACUGUAAAACUAGUUAGUGUGCAGGACAAACAAACCUGAGGCCUGCUUCUUCUAAAGUGAUGUAGCACAGUUGUUUUGUUUGGGAUUUUUUUUGUUUUGUUUUGUUUUGUUUUGUUUUUUUACAUACACCAUAUCCUUAGCCUUGCCUUAAAACUACGUAAAAGAACAGUCAUCAACCGUGCAUCCUGCUACUUGUAUAUCUGUAAAUAAAUGUAUUUACUAUUAUGUGGUGUUCUUCUGAACUGAACAAGGAACUUGUCCAGUAUUAGUUAAAAACGAUUUUCACAGGUU
Messenger RNA from Scatophagus argus, 2219 nucleotides. Its product is annotated as tumor protein p53-inducible protein 11-like. The record is from RefSeq and is a predicted model, not a curated record. NCBI's taxonomy places the organism in Eukaryota, Metazoa, Chordata, Actinopteri, Scatophagidae. The transcript has 8 exons. Bases 339 to 908 code for a protein of 189 amino acids.